This is a messenger RNA of Asterias rubens (European starfish), 8184 nucleotides long. Its product is annotated as zinc finger protein 280C-like. Gene Ontology annotation, cellular component: chromosome. Gene Ontology annotation, molecular function: chromatin insulator sequence binding. The transcript is spliced from 2 exons. Gene Ontology annotation, biological process: regulation of transcription by RNA polymerase II. The record is from RefSeq and is a predicted model, not a curated record. Lineage: Eukaryota; Metazoa; Echinodermata; Asteroidea; Forcipulatida; Asteriidae. The coding region runs from base 225 to 2819 and encodes 864 amino acids.
UCGACCUCAUGCAAUGAAAGAGCGCGGUCGUUUGUGUGUACGCAUUGUACUCGGUGUGUGUGUGGUGUGUGGUGUACUGUGCACUAAGUAAAUGUUGGCAUUUCAGUGGGAUUUCAACGUCAAGUUUUUCUCACAUUCCCGAAUUGUUCCAGACUUGUGUACGCCAGUCUCGGCCCCUUGUGUAUCCGCUGUUCUCGAGUUGAUCAACUGAGUGAUAGACCAUCAUGCCUCAAAGUACACGGCAAACAUCCAACGUUGCCAAGGCAAACGUUCUGCUAAUAUGCGACGAGGAUGUCCUGUCAGACGUGCAGAAACUCAUCUACACACGACAUGAAGAGAAACUGAACGAGUACAACAAAGCCGUGGAGGCUUACAACAAAGCCUAUAACAAAUCCAGCUCUGGUAGUUCAGGCGUUAGCCAAGCUGUUCCCCCCAAGGGAAAUGUCGUCGUUCAAAAUGGCAUCUCUAAUCAACCGCUGCAACAGAAGAUUCUGCCGCAGAAACAGACAGUUUUAGUAUCGACAUCAUCUGCUGUAAGCUGGCAACAACAAGCGCAAAUAGUGAAGCAGAUUGGAGGUCAAAGCGUUCUCCCUGUUGUGACCAAACCUCGGACCACUCUCCAGCAAUUCGUUAGUCCUGUCAAUUCAAUUGGGCAAAAGACCAUUAUACAGGUACCAGGCAGAACAGACUUAUCAGGUAUGCAGGUUAUCAGUGUACCUGGUAAUACCGGGUACCAGCUUGUCAUGGCGCCGCAGUCUACAACUAUACCAAGAAUGGGAACAUCGGUUUUAUCAUCACCCGUCACUGUGGCUCGGACCAAUCCACAACCUAUUGCCAUUCGGGGUUUCACCGCGCCAGCAACUCCGUUGGUUCAAAGCCCCACCUUGAGUCAGAUUGUAACAACAAAGGUUAUAUCCAAUCCCAUCUCAACAAGACCUGUAACUGUUGCAUCUGUAAAUGUGUCUGCUGGAAAGUCUGAUACCCAAACAGUCAGUUCUACUAGUGGUGUGAAACGAUCCGCCCCACCGGACAGUAGCCCUAUCCUUAAACGGUUAAAGUUGAAUAGUGAUCCAGUCGAGCCAGAUUUCGAGAAGAAUUACUAUGGGUAUAAGAAAGGACGGUCGUGGUGGGAUGAUGAAAAGCCAAGGGGAAGCUUCCGGUGCUAUGUGUGUAACAAGAAGUUAUCCACAAACAUACGCUACAUGCAGCACAUCAAGCAUCACUUGGACAAUGAGCAGCAACUAAACUCCUCCGUCAAUAACGUUGUCAAUUGCCGUUCUUGCUUCAAGCAUUUCACCACACCAUAUCAAUUGCAGAUGCACGUUGAAAAAGCCCACAUGUAUUGCAAACAUAGAUGCGGCAUUUGUGAGCAAGCAUGCGAGGACAGUGAUGGGUUAGUCAAGCAUCUCGCCAAGAGUCAUCCAAAACUUCAGAUGCCUUACGUCUGCGGUGUCUGUAACUACAUGACGUCCUUCUAUGAUGACCUCGUCAGCCACUUCUCCAAACAACACGAAGGAAGCAAAGCCCUCAUGUGCCCCUUCUGCGUGCGUAUCAUCAGAUGCAACAACUCUUUCUUGCGCCAUUGUAAAACGCAUCUUUCCGUGUCGAUGAAGAAUGGUUUAUUCCGCUGCCGAAGCUGUAAACUGAUGUUUUUGAACAGCACCAUGUUGAAGGACCACAUUAAUAAGGAUCACGUUCAACAUAGGCAAAAGGAUCGCAACGGUGUCCCCCAGAUGGCUCCUUACAGAGGAAAGCAAGCCAUCAACACGACCUCUGAGAAGAACGCCAAGACAGUGUCAAAACCAAUGCCUGUUAAGAUCGCACCGUCUUUGUGGACAAGGAAGGAAAUCAUUCGACCAAAGGGGGCACUAAGAUGCCUCGAGUGUGGAACUUCGACAAAUGUUAGUAGAGAUCACUUCCGUAAGAAGAUGGCCUGCACCUUAUGUAAAUACGUCACCUACUGUGGGGGUGCUUUUGCAAAUCACAUGAUAGCAUUUCACAAGGCGGGUUCCACACCAAAGGUCCACCGCAUCCGGAAGAUCACCGUAAAUAAUGGCCGGAUGCUCUUGGGUUGCAAGAAGUGUGAAUUCAGCACCCUGUCUCCCACCCUCAUGGCAUGUCACAUCGAAAGCUGCCCUCGUGGUCACACCAUGAUCGAGUCAUUCAAAGUGCGAACGAGUAGUCUAAUGACAUCUAGACAUUUCAAACGAGAGAUAAUACAAAUCGAUAGAGAAGCUCUUCGCAGGGCUAACAAGAAAAACUCUGAUGAUGACGGCGAUGAUGAAGUGAUAGUGAUUGAAGAUGAGGUGCUGGUUGACCUUACUGAUGAUUUACCAAGCACCAGUAAAUCAGAGAACAGUGACAAAGACAAUGAAUCAGAGAACAGUGACAAAGAUAGUAAAUCAGAGAACCGCGACAAAGAUAGCAAAUCAGAGACCAGUGACAAAGACAGUAAAUCAGAGAACGGUGACAAAGAUGAAGAAGCGGAAAAGUCUCCAAUGAAGAUUGGAAACUUGUCGGUGAAGCUGGAGAAAUUACCAGCGAAUAUUACAGCAGACAACUCUCAAACUAAAGAAGACGAUGACAGUAAAAACAACAAAGAUACUAGCGAAACUAACAAAGACACCAGCGAAAACAACAAAGACACCAGCGACAAUCAGCAAUCAGAUGCUGAAGAUGCGAAGGUUGAAGGUCGGAGAUUGAGAAGUAAAACAUCUAACAAAGAUAAGGAGGAAGGAGAUCAGCCUGUCAACGGGAAAGAAAAAAUGAUCCAACUCAAGGAAGUACAAAUCAAACUGGAACAAAUAAGUGCUGUGUAAGACUAAGCAAAUGUGGACGUGUAACCUUUGACCUGUAUCACAUCGGUACUUCCACAGUUUUUGAUUUGAACUGUACAAAUUGUACAUUUUAAGUUUCUUCAGUUAACACCAAAGUAUUAGUGAGCACCUUUUUUCUUCUCUCUCAAUUCUCACAUUAUUUACAGUGAGACCCACAUAAAGGACACAUCACUGCAUCAACAACAUAAAAUUGCAGGUGACACAAUUUUCCUUUAGUAGGUCAUCAAUGUUGACAAUUGUGUAGUCAGUGAAAUUUGCUUCAAUUGGUACACACUUCUACCCAAGUUUACUAAAAGGCUCUUGCCACACAGUUCCGCAAGAUUGCGGAAGUCCACAGUACACAAGCCAUUGGGUUUCUGCUCAAUACCGUUUUCCAAUCACUGUUUUCCUAUACUGUUUUCCAGAUAAAACCCAUGAACUCAGUGCUUGGGCCUUUCUCAAACCCGACUUUGGCUUUGCGUGCUGCGUACGCAGUAGAAACGCAGCGAGAACGAACAGACCAUACAUUUUUGGAGCAGCGUGUUUUUUUGCCUGCCGGGUAGGUUGAACAUCAGACUGCACCAGGAGCCGGAGCUCCAUCCGAGGUUUGAGAAAGGCACCAAGACUGGAAGUUAUGGUACCUGUGGGAGUCUGUGGCUCCUAUGUAGCUGUUUGAGUCACCAGCUUACCAUAUUAACACCAAUUAGACAAGCACAAAACUAUAUGCCGAUAAUUAUUUUGAGUAAUUACCAAUAGUGUCCACUGCCUUCAAAGGUUUUUUUUGAAGGGUGAAAAACAAUUUCUUUCAAUACUCAACCCACCAAGGUCUACAUGUUUUGAAAUGUUGUAUUCUGUAAGACUGAGGCGAGGUACAGCACCAUAAUUAGAACAAUUUUAGUGCUGAGCUACAUGUUCAAUGAUUUUGAAUUUUGUCGGAGUGAGAAAAGAUCCUAGCACAUCACUCGUGUGAGUUAUGUUUAUAGUUCAAUUCCACUGUUUGUCAGGGUUCUUGAUAGUGAGAUUGGUUAUUACACGCUAUUGAUGAAUACAUGUAAGCGCAGUUGCUAAAAAAUACUUGACCAAAACUUGUGGAGAACAUGUCGUUUCUGUGGCCGAUAUCUUUCUACUUCAAUGUAAUUCAAUGUAAUUAACACAAAUGGGUUCAAGGUCUUCGUACAUCAUGUAUUCCAUGCAUGGCAGCACGAUGGUUUGAAUGUUCACACACUUUGUGUAACGUGACGUUAAAGUUUGCAAGUUACAAAUUGUCGGCUCAGUGCUAUUGAGGUCGUUAAUUGGAAUUUCAAAAAAAAAUUAUAUAUAUGAAAAAAUAUGUGUAAGUUUGUAAAUGAAUCAAAUUCCACAAUUAAAUAUUUUUCUUAGAAAUGAAAUGUUUCUUUUUGCCAACAGUUAGUUUGGAGACCCCUCAUGAACGAAACCCCUCCAUUUACUAGGAGCACCAAAAUAUGCAAAAGUGAUUGGAUAAAAUCCACACAAAGUGCACUAAACGACCUUACAGUCCCGAGCCGACGAAAUAUUCCCCACUCUGCCUUCACCUCCACCCCUCACAAAUUGUAAAAGUUGUGUAUUCUAAACUUUAAUGGAAAAUCUUCACUUGCCACUUACAUGAUUUCUCAUACAAGACAUUGGUAGGUUUGGGAGAAGAAGCAUAAAUAGAGUAACUCAUUGAGUCUUUUGAUUAUUAGGGGAUGGGUAGGAUAAAACUGUAAGAUCUAGCAGGGUUGGCCCUGAACUUAGUCGGUGACUUGCCAGAAAAAAACUACUUGGCUUUUUAUUUCUCCGGCCCCCAGCUUUUUCACUUGUCCAUAUUGAAUAGGGAUGUUUUUCAACACUGAACUAGCCAACUGGACCACCUGUAGAGAAUUUUGACUGAUCCUCUGGUGUUUUAACUGGUAGUUGGCCAACGGGACAAUGUUAACCGAGAACACUGUGCAUUGUUGUCAUGUGAUGGGCAUGGAUUGUUUUAAAAAUAUCUGCUGUAUUAUGGUUUCAUUUUAAGAACACAUUUUGAUGUAUAUGAAGUGUAUAAAAACUUACAAUAACAAACAAAUUUUGUAAAGAUAAAAUUUUGUACAAAAACCAGAUUAGAAUGUAAGACUACUUUGGCAAAGCAUACAUCUAACAAAUAUUGCACUAUUGAUUUGAAUUAUUGAGAUAGGGCUAGGAAGUGUCCCUAGUUAAUGUGUUAUUUGCUUCAAAUUGUCAGUUUUAGCCUAAUAGUAGAAUAGUAAUGAUAGUAUCCUUCGAAUAACACUAUACGUUUCGACCCUAGCAGAGUCUUUAUCGAAGGUUACAGAACUUUACCUUAAAUUGGGUAAAAUAAUAUGUAAAUUUAGUUGGAGAAUAAUUAUCUUUGAAAAUAAGUAAUUCAUGCUCCUUUGCAGGAUCAAAGGAAGGUAGGGUCAAUACUAACUAAGGUAAUGACCCCUUGGAAAAAGGGUUUAAUUUCCAUCCAAACACUCACUAGUUAUAAUUAUGGUAAUGGUGUUCAAAAUCUUGCAAAACUAUUUCUUCUGAAGUGCAGAGUUUUGGAGAGAGCAAUUUCUGUCACCUAGCUAAAUGUUUUCAAGUUCAACAUUCUUGAUAAUACAUUUUUGGAAAGGCAGUUUUUACCCUUAAUGUAUUAGUUAUUCUCACAUGGGUUCCCUUUACCCCCAAAAACGUGUUUGUUUUCUCUACGAGCCAAAUGUUAGAUCUGGGCCCAGUUUCAUAGACUGCUUAAGCAGAAAAAGUAGCUAAGCGCAACCAAAUAGUGCUAACCAAUAUAAGGCUACGGCCAGCCAAUUCAUACAAUUUAUUCGUUUUUGUUUAGCAGAAAGAAGAGUUUUCUAUAAAAAUUGGGCCCCUGACACGGCCCAACUUCAUAGAGCUGCUUAACCACAACAAAUUUUGCUUACCUGAACAAGGUAACCUACAUGUACAGCCAAAGUACCAUGUAAAAUUUUAAAUCUAAGGCUGGUGUCCUGCGUACUUUCGCUUAGCAGAAAAUUACUUUAAGCAUAAUGAUCUGCUUAUGCAGCUCCAUGAAAGUGGGCCCUGCAUUUUGAUUCUAAUCACUGAACAGACUGAUGUACUAUUUUAAUGUUAGGAGUUUACGUCAAUUUUUGCUGGAUCAGAAAAUGAUGUUGAAAUGAUCUUUUUCAAAUGAGAAAAAUUUUCAAAAGGGAGUAAAUUUCAAAGGGAAAUUGGAGCAAGAGUGAUAACAAGUAGUAUCUUCAAGUAUGCGCUAAUCCACCAAUCAGAAUUGCAGAAUGGAGUGGUGAUAAAACCUAUAUUGCACGGCUAAUAUAACUUCCUGUGUCUUGUGUGUUGUAUGUCGUGCGCCAAUUUUGCUUGAAGAUAAAUACGUUAUCACACGUGCGCUUGUGAAAAUACGGAAAAUAUAGCGCGUCUGCGUCCCAUAUCAAUGGGACGCAGAAGCGCUAUAUUUUUCCGUACUCCACUCGUGCUUGUGUGAUAACUUAUAGAGUUGUAUUAAUGCAUAUGACAAUUAUUGGUGCAAAAUCCAUUGUAAUGUUCUUUUUGUAACACUUGGAGGUUGGGCUUUUUUAUGUAGAUAAUUCCAUUUUUUUUUGUGUUUUUUUUUCAAUUUUUGUUUGUAAUUCGCAAAAUGUGUUCAGCAUACAAGAUCGAAAAUACUGAGCUGAUCAAACAAAUUAUUCUUAUUUUGCUGUUCUUUUUCUAUAUUCUUGAAUGCAUUAUGCUAAUUUGGUUUACUUUGCUCUCCGAAGCUCACUCUUGGACAAACGACAAGAAAUUGCUCAUAAAUUGUUCCCACAUUUGAAUACACAGUAGACUGUAGGUCAACACAAAUUUAGAUUUAUUUCCUGUUGAAAAAUUAAAAACUAACCGUGUAUUUUUAUGACAGCUGUAUGAUAGUCAUUGCUUAAAAGAAUUGCAACAAAUGAGCAACUUGGUAAUAAAACAUUAAUGUAUUUAGAAUUGAAAAUGAAUGUCUUCUGCAACUAUUUGAUCUUGAUUUUGUUGUUAAUUCCAUGUCACUAACCACAUGCAAUUAUUUAGCGAUCCUUCAGCUGAAAAGUAUGUACAUGUAGAUUUGUAGGUCGGCCCUCGUAGUGGAUAAAAUCUUCCUAGUUUUUUCCUUGGACCAAAUAAUAUGUUAACGAGGUCUUCCUUUGACAUCAUUGAGGGUGCUGUUCGAGCGUGUGACAUCAUUAGCAAGGGUCUUUUAUUCCCACCAACACUCGACAAAAAGACACAAAAGUCUCAUUCCAAUUGUAUUUACAGAUAUUUUAUUUCAACUUGCAGAUCUAUCAUACUGCUUCCCUAUCAUACAACAGCAACCAUGAAAAUUGAUUAUAAUUUUAACAAAAAGCAACUAGACUAAAUUUCUUGAUUUGUACAAAAUGGCUGCAAACUACUCUUUAAGCCUAUUCUGAACUGGUGGCUAUGGCCAUGAGUGUUGCUAAGGAUGUCCCACACUGGAACGCAUAACUAGCCCUCAAUUGGGAAAGGUCUAACAAACCAUUCAGAGUCUUCAUUUUAAGUACUUGCAUGUAAUUAUAUCAAACACCAAAGAAAUAAAUUAGCAUGCAUGAUUACUACUUGUACAUGUAUGUGAGCAAAAACUGACAAAUGUGAUCACCACUUAUACACUCAAUUUACCAAAAUGUGGUACCGAUGCAGUAGAAUGAUGAAUUACAUGUAUAUGUAAACUUAAUAAGAUUAUGUAUUCAGUCUUGAUGAGUUAAGAAGUGGUGGUCAGAUUCAGAGUCUUUUUUAAAGUUCAAUUCAAAGACCAAUAUGAUACAUUGAUGGAAUGGUACUGUGACUUUUUUUCCACAAAAGUUGGCAAAGCCAUAUUCAGCCUUGGGCAACGAUUAAAGUAGACAAUUGCUGAUUUUAUCUUGUUUUCCAAUAGACCUUAAGCACAUUUCAUUUGAGUAAGGCGCGUCAAAGAACAUUCCUCAUUGGCCCAUCCUGUGUGCCAUGCAAAUUCAUCAUCAUUUUACCUCUAUAAUGGCAACAUUAUGAUAGAGUAGAUUUCCUUAUUCUAUCUUUGAGUACAGACCUUGAGUGAUAACCCUUGUGUGGGAACUAAUUAAAAACUGCCCCUCCCAUAGACGCCACCCAUUAGUCUUGGUUCAAAGACCAUGGUGAUUGCACGCACACACACAACCAAAGUUCAGAGAUCUAUACACAUCGCAAACUGUACGUUUGUAAUUCUCUUCCCCAAAAGGUCAGUGGGGGAAAUAACACAAGUCACAGCGCCCUCAAAGUUUAUUCGUGUAGAGUUUGCCCUGUACAUAGAUCUGAAUGUUGGUUGUGUUUACACGCAAACACCAUGGUUUUGGUUGAAGUCUACCAACCCAUUUGUACAAAUUGUAAA